UUCUUCCCGUCGCGCUCUAAUGCUCCUCUUCGUUCGCUGUUCAGCUUCCCACUUGUGUCGCCGUUAGGGGUGGCAGACGACUUUGAUUGCUGACGGCGGAUUCCAAUUUGUCUCUCUGAGUUGGACGCCUUCCACCAUUUUCAGCCCUGCGUAGUUGUUCUCGGGCAAGCAGUGAAGAAGGGAGUGAUACUGCAUUGUACUCGCAACUAGUUGCCUCUUCAGUUUUCUCUUGCUCUGUUGAAUCCUGAUUUAUUCCGCCUUUUCAGAGAUCAGAAUGGUGAGGAAGAGAAUUCCAAAUCUCCCAUCGUUCACAUUAAAAACACCCAAUUUGGAUUCAGGCUCAAGCCUUAAAGCCCAGGCACCUAAAUCCCCAGUCUCUAACAAGAAGACCAUUUCCUCCUCACAAUACAAAACUAUUUUCUUACAUGAUUGGUGGCUGGUGAAACCUCAAGGCAAAGGCUUAGCUGUGGGAGGAGUUGCUUCGAUGGAGAGGCUUGGGGAAAGGGUCAUUUUCUCUUCACCCAUUGCAAAGAGACAUGAGACCAAUAUCCUUGAAACACAAGACGGCAUCACCUUUAUCAUCACUGGCUUCAUAAACAAAUCUCACACAAAUGAGAAUGGCUUUUCAUUUGAGGUAUGCAGACAUUUCCUGUUUGGAUUUCCAUAUGACUGGGAAGAGUACAUAUACUACGGUGUUGGCGAACAACAUGGCACUGAGAAUUCUGGGCCUCUUGAUUUAAGUACUUGUCCACUGAAGAAUGCUGGCGAGAUUGCAGAUCUUUUAACCAAUAAAGGAGAUCUGAAUUGUUCUUGGCUGCUGAAUCAAUUGUUAAAUGAUGCAGUAGAAACAUCUCCGCAGAAUAUUUCCGAGCAAUCCGAGCCUGGUUGUAACAUGGAAUAUGACAUAACAAUGAACGCCAGGGAAUGCCAGGGCAAGGAGGAUACAAUUCUUGGGACAUCUAAUAUACAAGAUGACCAGAUGCACAAUAAUGAAAAUGUCAUCUCAGAUGUUAUACUUGAAGCACAAGGUGAAAAUCCAAACCCCGGUCCUCAAUCUGGGAUGAAUAUGGAUUCUCCCAAGUCAAGUAAAGACCUUCCUGGAAAAAGAACCGAUAAAAACCCGGGUUUCUUGGAGACAAAGAAAAAUAACCCUAUAUCGAGUGUUCAUGAGCUGGAGAACUCAGAGGAUGCUUCUAACUUAAGCUUUAGGAGGAUAACCAGAAGCAUUUCUAAGAUGAGUUAUCCAGCUAUAAGGUCUCCUGAAAGUCAAGGACAUGGUUGCCGAAGAGAUCCGACGCUCCAGGGCAGGGCUUCGCGAGCUAGGGUUUCUGGUAGUGCUUCCUGCAAGGUGGCAGUUAGAAGAUCUCCGAGGCUAUGUAAUUUGAAGAAGUAAGAGGGAGGGGAGUUCUUUUGGUGUGCAGUUUCUCAUAUACUCCCUUCGGAUCAAGAGCAUGGUAAUUAAUUCACGACUUUCAAAACAUGUUUGUUAGCAUUUUAAUUUCUUAAAAAAAUUAUAUCUUUUUAAUGUA
Messenger RNA from Prosopis cineraria, 1529 nucleotides. RefSeq lists its product as uncharacterized. The transcript is spliced from 6 exons. Bases 275 to 1393 code for a protein of 372 amino acids. Lineage: Eukaryota; Viridiplantae; Streptophyta; Magnoliopsida; Fabales; Fabaceae. The record is from RefSeq and is a predicted model, not a curated record.